Molecule: messenger RNA, 967 nt
Organism: Striga asiatica
Lineage: Eukaryota; Viridiplantae; Streptophyta; Magnoliopsida; Lamiales; Orobanchaceae
Source: the annotation of a GenBank genome assembly
GGUAUAUGGGCUUUUAUCUUUCUUGGAAAAGUUUGAAAAAUCCUAAUUCUACCGAAAGUGCAGUUAAGGCAAUGUAAUCAGUAAUCUCCACCAUGAGUAGCAGAAAUGGGAGCAACAACCAUCGCAUCGAUGGGCGCCGACGAGGCGAUGGCUUCAUGCCGAUCUUUCCGAUUUAGUUCCCCACCAUCGCAGGGUAUCAGCACAGCUGCACCUUUCUUCCCCAAUUGCCCUCGAAGACUCCCCAAAUCCCUCAUCUCGUCACUCCCAGCAUCACUAUCACCAUCACCAUCGCCAUCAUCAUCCAUGGAUAGCGCUCCAGAAGGCUACAGGAGAAGCGUAGGAAUCUGUCUCAUUAGCCCCUCCAAACGGAUUUUUGCUGCUUCGAGACUCUACAUUCCAGAUUCUUGGCAAAUGCCUCAGGGCGGUAUUGAUGAGAGUGAGAAUCCUAGAAGUGCCGCCAUAAGGGAAUUGAGAGAAGAAACUGGAAUUACUUCUGCUUUUAUCGUUGAUGAGGUUCCAUAUUGGUUGACAUAUGAUUUCCCACCAGUUAUCAGGGCGAAACUAAAUCUGAGAUGGGGUUCGAACUUGAAAGGUCAAGCACAGAAAUGGUUUCUUCUGAAAUUUACUGGAAAUGACGAAGAGGUCAAUCUUCUGGGAGACGGGACUGAAAAGCCCGAAUUUAGAAAGUGGUCGUGGAUGUCUCGUCGAGAGAUAGUUGACCAUGUAGUGCAUUUCAAGAAGCCCGUCUACUUGGAAGUUUUGAAAGUUUUCUCUUCAUAUCUUUGACUAGGUUAUUGAAUUUUUGCUGUGUCAAUAAGAUCCAAUGUUUUCUGCAGAUUGCUAGGUCAUUGCAUUUUGUCUAACAUGGUACAUGAGUUUUGUUUCAUAUCAAAUACUAUGGGGCGUAUUUUUGUCCGUCACUAUGAAGAUUUUCUUCCUUUGAAUAUCUAAUUUUGAAGACAAUCCC